UCUCGGCGAUCCGCCCCUCUCUCCCCUUAAGCCAAAGCCAUUCCCUCCCCCUCCCUGCCUGCCUUACUCACACAGCCGCAUCCUCAGCAGCGCAGCCAGUGAACCGUGUUGUAGUCUGUGUGCGCACACUCCAGACGCACUCGCAGACAGACGCGCGCGUGUGGGGUCCUCUGUCUGCUUAGGUCGUGGGUCUCCGCCAGGAUGAAGAUGACCAUCAGCAGCAGCAGCAUCCUCGUCAUCUGGCUUGCAGCGGCGCUGUGUGGAAGCCUCGGAGAGAAAUGCCACGAUGGCUUCUGCGCUAACGGUGGAACCUGCUUCCUGGAGAGCGGCAAAGACGGCACCAACCUCAAGUGCCACUGCACUCCCGAGUUCAUAGGCCGCCAGUGCGAAGAGCGGCUGCCAGGACCCUGCAGCCGGAGCCCGUGCCACAACGGCGGCAAGUGCGAGGUGCAGGCGAUGGGGCGCGGGGACUCCCUGGAGGAGCCGUUCCGCUGCUCGUGCGCGCCCGGGUUCAAGGGAGAUCUCUGCCAGGAAGGGCCCUGCAGCUCGAGCCCGUGCCACAACGGCGGGCAGUGCGAGGCGUCGCUCGGGGUGCGCGGAGACUCCAUCGACGAGGAGUUCCACUGCAAGUGCCCGAGGGGCUUCAAGGGCCAACUCUGCACAGACAACAUCGACGAGUGUCUCGACAAGCCGUGUCAGAAUGGUGGCAUCUGCCGAGACCUCAAAGGGGACUACACGUGCGACUGCCCGGCCGACUACACCGGCAAGAACUGCCAGCUGCGCUGCGGGGCACCGCUGGGGAUGGAAGGGGGCGGUAUCAAGAGCUACCAGAUCUCCGCCUCCUCCAUGUACAGUGGCAUAUUUGGUCUGCAGAAGUGGUUCCCCUUCUAUGCGCGCCUCAACCGCAAUGGUCUGGUGAACGCGUGGACUCCCGACGAUCAGGACAGGUCGGCCUGGAUCCAGGUGGACCUGGGCCGCGCGAUGCGCGUGAGCGGCGUGACGACGCAGGGCGCACGCCGCAUGGGCAGCGCCGAGUACAUCAAGAAGUUCACACUCGCGUUCAGCGAUGACGGCAAGAUGUGGAGCGGAUACCGCGAGGCGCGCUCCACCAAGAACAGGAUUUUUCCCGGAAACUGGGACAACUCGACGCCGCGCGUGACGGCCCUCAGCCCGUCCAUCACGAGCCGCUACGUGCGCCUGCUGCCCACGAUCUGCCACAACCGCUGCACCCUGCGCAUGGAGCUGCUGGGGUGCGAGCUCACCGGCUGCUCAGAGCCACUGGGUGUGAAAGACGGGAGGAUCAAGGACAAGCAGAUGACGGCGUCCGGAGUGUUCCACACCCUGGGCCUCGACUUCUGGGGCUGGGAGCCGCACUUUGCCCGACUCGACGCCACAGGCAGAGUCAACGCCUGGACCCCCGCCAGCUGCAACGAGCAGCAGUGGCUGCAGGUGGACCUGCUGCGGCCGCGGCGAGUGUCGGGCGUGGUGACGCAGGGAGCGCGAGACCUCGGCACCGUGCAGUUCGUGCGCGCCUACAAGGUGGCGCACAGCGACGACGGCAAGAGCUGGACGCUCUACAAGGACGGGGCGAGCGGGCGCCCCAAGAUCUUUGCCGGCAACUACGACAACAACACGCACAAGAAGAACAUGUUCGAGUCGCCGUUCUGGGCGCGGUACGUGCGCAUCCUGCCCACGGCGUGGUUCAACCGCAUCACACUGCGCGUCGAAAUCCUGGGCUGCGACGAGUGAGCUGGGGCAUGCGAGCUCCGCCAAUCGGCAAAGCACCACCUCCUCCUCUUCCUCCUCCUCAUCUUCCCAAGCAGCCUCCUCGUCCCCUCUACCCCAGCCCACGUGAAUUUAACUGACACCGGGGGAAAAAAAUGUAUCGGCAGGGCGGGAGAUAUGCGGGGGUCCACAUUUUGCAUGGUGCGGUGGGGGGAGUGGGUGCCGCGUGUGUUUGUAAAUCUUAACUCAUAAUCGCGGUCAAUGAUUUAUGCAGGAAAUACUCUCGGUGAGUCUCAGAAUUUGUUGACGAGGCUCCUCUCCUUUCCCGAGAUGUCGGGCCCCGAUUCCUGACUGAGUGUCUUGACUGUGGGAGGAGCCAGAAGUACCCAGAGAUAUCUAAAAAAAAAAAAA
Molecule: messenger RNA, 2136 nt
Organism: Petromyzon marinus (sea lamprey)
Lineage: Eukaryota; Metazoa; Chordata; Hyperoartia; Petromyzontiformes; Petromyzontidae
Product: lactadherin-like
Cellular component (GO): plasma membrane
Molecular function (GO): calcium ion binding; signaling receptor activity
Source: RefSeq, a predicted model, not a curated record